Zootermopsis nevadensis is the source of this 2443-nucleotide messenger RNA. Lineage: Eukaryota; Metazoa; Arthropoda; Insecta; Blattodea; Termopsidae. The record is from RefSeq and is a predicted model, not a curated record.
CUCCUGCUUUUAAACGAGAGGGUGUUAGAUAUGUUAUCUAUGAUAAGUAAUCCACCUGCUAGUGAUUGCGGUUUAGUACGCUUAACGUUUAAUUAGAAGAUCCGUAAGUAAUUUUAGGUUAAAUACGAACUUCUAAGUUUACUUCUUACACAAAUCGUUACAAUUUUGUGGCACGGAAUCUGUGUAUAGCGAAAGCAUACGUCGUUUUAUCUGACAUGGAGUGUUCCAACGAACUGUCUGAAACAAAUUAUAUCCGGUUUCACAUCUGUUUCAGAAGUGUGUGGAGAUAAAAUCGAUAAAGAAUAGUUGCACAAAUUCAUCGCUAUUCCGGAGAUUCCACUUAAAAUGUUAUUGUCCUUGUUGAUAUUCAAAGUGUCUAGAAUUCCAGGGAUACGUUACAUCAGAAUGGAUUGGAGCGUUCCUGUGGUGUACAGUAUGUCUAUAGAUGUCUAAAAGUGGAGUGGUAAAUGAAUUUCCUUCCCAUAUUUUACGAUUUUGAAAUACUGGCUGCUUCUCGACAUGAACUUAUAAAUUUGAAGUUUUUGUCAGGGAUGGAAGAAGCCAAAAGUGUGGAAAUACCUUUCAUUCCCGUGAACACUUCCAGUCCUACAAGGACGAGUUACAACAAGCGUGUUUUCACUCUAAAUGAAAAAGCGGCACUUAUAAAUUGUAGCGAAACAGAACGUUUAAGUGUGAAAGAAUUGACAGAGCGUUUCAAAUGUGGAAAGACUGCAGUUUAUGAAAUUUUGAAAAGGAAGUCCGAAAUACUUGAACAGUGUCUUCUAGGAGCUGGAUCACGAAAGAGAAAAUUCAGAAAAACUGGGAACGAAGAAGUAAAUAAAGCUGUAUGGCAGUGGUUUGUUGAAGCAAAAUCUAACAAUUUUAAUGUUACUGGACCAUUAUUACAAGCUCAAGCAAAAUUAGCAGCAGAACACUUGGGUAAAACUGACUUUAAAGCAUCAAAUGGUUGGUUGGACAGUUUUCGUACUCGUCAUUCUAUAAGCUUCAGGCAGCCCAAUACAGAAGCAGCCCAGGUAUACCCCGUGACUCACACUGAAUGGGGCGAGUACUAUGAAAAGGAGGAAUUUGCAGAAGUAAAGAAAGAACAAGAAGACACCAACACUGUGGAUCUAUUGAGAAGCCCAACCCUUAGUAGGGCUGAUGGGGAUUCAAGUUGUUGUUCUCCCACAACAUCCAAUGUCCCUGGCCCAUCGCUAUCUACGUCAUCUCAGCCUGAGACUGUUUCGGUACUUCCUAUGAUGCUGCCAUCCUCUGUUCAUCAGUCUCCAGCUGAAUUUUCUGAAACAGCUACAAAACAAGUUUUAGGAGUAAAUUCAUCUGAAGAAGAACAAACAUUAAAAACUUUACGAGCCAGAGAACAAGAACACCAACGGCGCUUGGAAAUUAUGGAAAAAGAACAUGAGAUUAAACUGGAAAUUCUUAGGAUUGAAAAAGAAACUGCAGAAAUCAACAGGGAUAUUGCUAGGAAACAACUGUUACGUUUGUCACAAAAGUAAGAAGUGUCCUUUUAUUUUCCUAAAAGAAGAAAUCUUUAAAUGCUUUUGUAUGGCCUUUUUUCUUCUCUUCUUUUUCCCGCUCCUUAAUUGCAAAGGGCCACAAUGGAGACAAAAUAUUUUUGUGUCAAAAAUGCUGCCUAUGUUAAGUUUUAAGUGUUCUUCCAUCUUACAGUAUAUGCAUCUUGAAGCUGAAUAAUAGUUUAAAUUAUCCAAAAAAUAGAAGUUUUGUUUCAUAAUUAUGUCAUAAAGAAAAACUGUCUCAUAGGGCUGUGUGCAGUUGUGUGUGCGCCUGCCUGCGCAUGCACAUGUGAAUCCACUGUUCCAGAUAACUUGAACUGUCAGCUGAGGGAGGUCAUUGUUAUGCCCAUUACUUUCUUCAACAAAAUAAAUGUGGUGGGAAAUUUUAAGAGGAAGCAAGAUUAAGACAUAUUUGAAACAUAUGAAACAUUUAUUUUCAUCAUAUGUCUUUAAACUGUAAAAAAUAAACAUUGACAGAUACAGGUUUUUUUAUAUAUAAUUAUUAUAGACAGGCAUGUGAUGUUUGGUAUGAUUAAAACUUAUUACCAUGCUACAAAUUUAAUUUGAAAUUUGUGUUUGUUUGAAAGUAACGAGAUGGUGCAAAUCAUUGAGAUUAUAAUGUACUGAAUCAUAAAUUUCUCUGCAUUCAGAAUUGAAAGUUAUGAAGCAAUAUUAAUAAAUAUUCAAUAAUUUUAAAUUCAAAAAGGGAAAUGGAUUUAGGCUAAACAUUCUGCAUACAUUUAUUUUAGAAUUCUAGUGUUUUUUGCAAGAUUUAGGUUACAUGAUAGUUGAUGGGAGUUAUUUAAACAGAAAUGACCAAUCAUACAGAUGCUAAGAUUAUGCUAACCUGCCUAGCAACUGGGAAUCACUGAGUAGACAGAGACAUGCUUCUGGAGAAUGUUGUGAAA